This is a messenger RNA of Knipowitschia caucasica, 2925 nucleotides long. The record is from the annotation of a GenBank genome assembly. Lineage: Eukaryota; Metazoa; Chordata; Actinopteri; Gobiiformes; Gobiidae.
AUGUCACGCCGGAAACAGAAGCGUCCCCAGCAUCUCGUUAACGCGGAUCCGGGGGGCCCAAAACUACUUGCUCACGAUGACCACCUGGGGAUGAAGUCACCCUCUACAUCUCUUGGCUCUGAAGUAACCUCAUCCGGAUCAUCGUCCUCAUCUCCCACCUCCAUUCAGGACUGCCAGCCGCCUCUGGCCCCACGCCCGUCCCCCGGUGGGCUCCACGCGCCAUCUUUGCCCAGCGAGAGCUCUCCUCCUCCUCAUUGGCCCAACAACAUUGCACCCUUCACCACAUCUCUGCCCAACACGCACUCCUCCCUCUCCCCGGAUUUCCCUCACCCCUCUCUCUCUUCCCAAACUCACUCGCCACCUGCCUUGGGUCAAACCUCCAAUUGCAAUCAAGGAAACUCCCAUUCAUCCAUGACGUCCCCACCAAUAGCCAGCUCUGCCAUGACCACAACUUCUUCAUCUUCUUUAUCGUCUAAUUCUGUGCCAUCCCACCAUGACAGCACAAGUCCUGGACCGCUGCAAGCAUCCGACUCUCCAGGACAGGACCACCUCCAAGUGCCCCCAACGCUGGCAGUGCUUUUGGAGGAGCUACGAGUGUUACAACAGCGCCAAAUUCACCAAAUGCAAAUUACAGAAGAGAUAUCUCCAAUUACCACAACCAGCCAUUCCCAAGACCUCCAACCCAGCUCCUCCCUGGGCUCUGCAUCUUCAUCUGCACGCCCCCAACACGUGUGCCGCUUCUGUGGGAAAGUCUUAAGCAGUGAUUCAUCGCUUCAGAUCCACCUGCGGUCCCAUACAGGAGAGCGUCCCUACCAGUGUCCAGUCUGCUUGAGCCGUUUCACAACCAGGGGAAACCUCAAAGCUCACUUCCUGCGCCACCGAGAGCAAAAUCCAGAAUUGUCACUCUCUCUUUUGCCACCGGCGCUUUCAGAGCAAAUAGUGACCGCUCCCAGUGCUGUUCACAGGAGGCGCAAAAGGAGAGCAGAGGAUGAGGAGGGUUAUAAUGGAGUCAAGGGGAGUAUUCCUGGGAUGACAGACAACAUGGCUUUGGGUUUCCUAUCUGGAGGUUCAUCACGGUCCUCGCCUUCCUCUCUACCAUUGCCGCCUUCUGUUGAUAUGGCACUACUCUCCACGGCGCAUUCACUUCUACAGUUGAACCGGGCCUCGGUAGCAGCCAGUGCUUCUACAACUGCCUCUUCAUCUACGUCCUCCUCGCCAUCAGCAAGGAGCGCAAAACAGCAGCGGUUUGAUGAAAACACGCCUCCACACAGCAGCCUGCAGUCCCCAUACUCCCAGCUGGCCCAACUUCCCAAAAUUCUCUUCCCGGGCGGUGCCUCUCCUCACCAUCUUGCACUUCUUAGACCUCCAGGCCAUCUAGCUGGCCCCCACCAACUGCCGUUCCCGUUCCCUCCAUUUCCUAAGCCAUCAACCUCCUCUGGCUCUCCUGCUACCUCGAACCAAACCUCAGACACCUCCAAGUUGCAGCGACUGGUUCAGAAACUUGAGAAGCAGCCACAAGGGGGUUCUUCUGCUACCUCCUCACAAACAGCUGAAGCCAAUGGUGGAGCUAAUGGCCAGGACCUGUCAACUAGUGCAUAUCGAAGAGAGAUGCUAGCAGCUCUUGGUCUUAGUCCAAGUGUAAACGCCACCGGUCAGGGAGGCUCAAGCAGUGCGCAUUCUCUUCCCACUGCACCUGCUCCUAACCAAUGUGGAGUCUGCUUUCGCGUCCUUAGCUGCCCCAGGGCCUUGCGUUUGCAUCAAGCCACACAUUUAGGAGAACGUCCCUUUCCUUGUAAGGUGUGUGGUCGUUCCUUCUCCACAAAGGGCAGCCUGAGAGCUCAUCUUGCCACUCAUCGUUCACGUCCACCAAAUGCCCGUGCACUAAACUCAUGCCCGCUGUGCCCCCGCAAGUUCACAAAUGCUUUGGUCCUUCAGCACCACAUCCGCUUGCACCUUGGAGGCCAAAUCCCACCUGAUGAAGAGGUGCUGCUAGAAGAUAGCCUGGAUACAGAGAAUGCUGCUUUGGUUGAUAGUGUUAAUGACAUGUCAUCUAAAGACCAGGUUCUUCCUCUGGCAUUAACAAAAGGCCCACGAUCUCCUGUUACUUCAGGGUCUAAGGAUGCUUCUGAUCCCACAUCAAUGCAGGAAUGUGAAGGUUCAGCUUUAAGUGUUAGCUCACCUCUGACCCAAAACCCCUCCUUAGGAGGAGCAGAGGACCCCCCGGUGGAUGUUAGCCCUAUAGACAGUUCUCUAUACUCUGAAGAGGAGACAAAUGCUGAAAUAGGCAGCAUUGGUUCAAUUAAUGCACCUCCAGAAAGUACAAAUACAACUAUUGAAGAUGCUCCUCUGUCACUCUGUGUUGCCAAAUCUACAACAGAGAACGAAAAGAUUCUCAAAGAUGUUAGUAACAAUGAAGAAGUGAGUGCUGUAAAAGAGCCCGCCAUUGCUACAUCACUCACCCCUCCUGCUAGUCCCAGCACCAUCACAGAAUCUGUAGAAAAGGCAGAGAAGGAAUCCUCCACAAAUGAGAUCAAGGCAGAGGCUCAAAAAUCACAAGAGGACAGUCCUACAGAAAGCAGUAGCAGCACGGCCGUGCCCCCACCAGCACAGCCUGCCCGGCUGGAUAAGCCCUACAGCUGCUCCCAGUGUGGCAAAGCUUAUGCAAGCAGAAGUGGACUAAAGGGACACAUGAGAAGCCACCCCGGAGUCACCUUGAGCACCCCGACCAAGGUUCAGCCAAAUGAAACUAAGGAAGAGCCCAACGCAGGCUCUGUCAAACCGGUGCAGCUGGAUAAAAAGCAGAGACUCGCACUGAGCUCUGACUCCUGGGACAAGCCACUUCAAAGCUGGAGGAGGCGUCAAACACCUCACGUGCCACUACUCCAGUGCUACAAGGCGAGGUGGCCACACACAAUGGCUGACUAA